UAUGUGAUAAAAUACAAGAAAAAUCCAAGUUUAUGGACAUAAAAUAAAUCAGUGAGACUUAAGUGUUCUAAUAAUGACGCAAAGGUGAUCAGUGCAAAGUGACCGCAAGAUGGCGAUGGUGAUAUCACAAACGACUAAAGCAGCGAUUGGAGGGUUCUUGGCGCUUAUGAUUCUUGGUGCUGUUUUGGUAGUGGGCGCAGCCUUCGGGUGGUUCGACCCGAGAAGAGAAGAUGAGGAUACACCAGCCAAAAUCAGUGCCAGGCUGCAGGGAAGGACCUCUUUUGUCACACACCGAGCUGUAAAUCCCGACGAAAAUCGACUGCCUCUCGUGUCGCACUCGUCCCCGUUCUUCAACGGUGACAAGGGGGAGAACGGGGACGCUAUACCAACCGGCCAGUGCAAAUGCAGUAUGAGUGAUAUCUCACAGAUCAUAGAAACGUUGCCAGAUCUCAGAGGUCCACCCGGACCUCAAGGACCAACAGGUGCUGAUGGAACAACUGGCGCUCCAGGAAAGACGGGGCAAAUUGGAGACCCAGGCCCACCAGGUCCAAUUGGACCAAAAGGCGACAGGGGUGAAAGAGGCGAAACUGGUGCAUCAGGACCAGAAGGCCAGCCUGGCCCUAAAGGAGAACCGGGACUAGAUGGCAUCCAGGGGCUGCAAGGUCCACCUGGUCCACCCGGCCCACCAGGACCAAUGUCUUCUGCUCUUAUGGAAUCAACAGGAUUAUACGGGUCCAGUAAUCCUGGAAUUGCCGGUCCUCAAGGCGAAAGGGGUCCAAUGGGGUUACCCGGUCCUCAAGGAGAGAGGGGAUACCCUGGAAAUAAGGGGGAAAGGGGAUUACAUGGGCCAAAAGGAGACAAAGGCGAACGGGGUUACGUGGGUCCAAGAGGGCCACAUGGCGCCAAAGGGGAGAGAGGGCAACCGGGCCGCGACGGCACACCCGGUUUGCCCGGCUCUCACGGACGUCCAGCGGAAAAGGGCGAAAAAGGUUCUCGAGGACUUCCUGGACCACCAGGUCCUGCUAUACCAGUCAUGUCUGAUAAUUCGAUAUUAAGUGAUUUAUCACGUGCAGGCCCUCGAGACAUAUCGCCCACCACAAGGGGAGUGAAGGGAGAGCGGGGCGAAAGAGGUGAAAAGGGUGAAAAAGGUUCAAGGGGAAUGGAAGGUCCACAAGGAUUUCCAGGGAAUGAUGGAAAGAUGGGUGAACGUGGCGACAUUGGGCCAUCAGGUCUACCUGGAACUCAAGGCCCACCCGGGAGUAAUGGCCCGAAAGGGGACAAGGGCGAUCCCGGACCCCCGGGACCUGUUGCAAUAUCUCGAGACGAAGCUUUGGUAAUGACGAAGGGUGAAAAAGGCGAAUCUGGUCCCCGAGGGAAGAGAGGUCACCCUGGACCACCUGGACCAAGAGGUCCUCCAGGACUACCAGGGCCCCCAGGAACACCUGGCACCAAUGGUCCUUCGGGUGAUAUUGGAUUACCGGGAUGGACGGGACCGCCCGGAGUCGCGGGACAACCUGGCCCUCCGGGUCAAAAAGGUGAAAAAGGCGAUCCUGGCUUAAGUCAAAACGACUUAGACAAGAUAAAAGGUGAAAAAGGUGAUCGAGGAUUUAUCAUUAAACACGGACCGCCAGGACCACCGGGUCCCCCGGGGCCACCUGGCCCUUAUGCAAACGACGUUCCGCCCGAUACAUUGACCGAUAGCCCGGGGAUUAAUCGUCGAGAGCCCGGUACUGGUAAACAACGAGAUGCUUUACACAUCUUGAGAAGUUUGAACCAUUUGGUACAAUAUCGUCAAGAGCCUUACGAUUUCCGAGACCCGCUGGAUCCGGUAGGUGAAAAUUCAGAUUUUGACGAGGAUGAUGAUGGAAGAACUAUAGUUGGAACUAUAAUUUUCAAGACUACGGACUCAUUAAUUCGUUUGGGGACAACGAGCCCACUCGGCACAUUGGCAUAUGUAAUACAGGAACAAGCACUACUCGUUCGUGUCAACAACGGCUGGCAGUAUGUUGCGAUGGGUUCGUUAUUAGCUAUACACACUCCACCGUCCAAUACUCCGACACGGACACCUUUACAGAAUAUUCUGGAAACCUCCAGUUUGGUCCAUCAUAAAAAUCCAGCUGUGGAGGGGCCAGUGCUUCGACUGGCAGCUCUCAAUGAACCUCAUACGGGAGAUAUGCAUGGAGUAAGUAGCACAAACUACGAAUGCCGGAGACAGGCUCAAAGAGCCAAUCUAGACGGCACUUUUCGAGCUUUUAUAUCAUCCAGAGUCCAAACAAUAGAUUCCAUCGUCAGUUGGGUGGACAGAGAGAUACCAGUAGUGAACACACGAGGUGACGUCCUUUUCAACUCCUGGGGGGAGAUGUUCGAUGGAUCGGGGGCAUUAUUCGCUCAUGCCCCGAGAAUUUAUAGUUUCAGUGGACAAAACGUGCUAAUGGAUCCUGGAUGGCCUACAAAAGCUGUCUGGCAUGGAACUAGUCCAAACGGUGAGCCAGCAAUGGACGCAUAUUGUGACGCGUGGCACAGUAGUGCUCCAGACAAGUUUGGAUUGGCAUCAUCACUACGUUCCAACAAACUAUUAGAUCAAGAAACAUAUUCCUGCAGCAGUAGACUGAUAGUACUAUGCAUCGAAGCUACACCAGUGGAUACAGUUAGAAGAAAAAAACGAUCAAAAUUUCGACAAGAGAGGCUACAUUUCCUAAAAGAUAUGGAGGACCGACAAAACGACACGAGACUAAAGUUAUAGACAUUGAAUGCCUAGUAUUUUUUAGAAUAAGGAAAAAAAAUGUGAAGACUGUAAAUAGUAUAGAUUGUACCGAUGUUUCUUGAAGCAAUGAUUCCGGUGGAACAUAUUGACAAUAUAUUUCUUACCAAUUAAUAGAGCCACUAAGUUUUCAGAGCUUUUUCCUACUACAUAAUGGUAAUGUUCGUUGACGACGACUCUAUUUAGUUAGUGUAUCAAGCUAUAAUUAUUGCCACAAAAACAUGUUUGUACAUAGAUAUGGUAAGGAAAUGUUUACAAUACUUAUACAUUUACAAGCCCAGUGCUAUGUAAACUAUAUAUUAAUUUUGUCAAUACAUUUUUUGAGGUUGUAUGUAAAUAUUAGAUAAAUUGUUUGCAAUGAAAGUUUAAGGACGAUUCCUGUAAGAAUAGGAAUAUCGGCUUUACUAGAUAACAUUUUAAUUAAUUUAUUUAUAAUGUUUAAAACAAUUUAAUACGUUUUCCAAAUAAGUGAUACAAUCUUUGCUGCCUCUUAUAUAUUAGUUUUAAAAUAUAAUUUUAAAAAAUUCUGUAAUAACAUGGUGAUAACAGUUUUUCAAAUUUUGUGAUUCUUUGAAAAUUACAAUUUUAAUUGUUUAAAUCAGUUUUAAAACUUGUUGAAAAACUGUGUUUCACUAUAUAUUAAAACCAGAAAUACUUAAAAAUUGUUAUAGUACAUGAUUUAAGAAAUCAAAUAUAAUUCGAAAUGAAAGUAGCUGAACACAUUUUACUAAUUACGGCUUUUAUUCUAACGAGUGCGUGAGUAUUCGUUAACUUUUAUUGCUGACCGUACUCCGUUUUGGAUUAAUGAAAUUGAAUGUAAGUCUGCGAAAAUAUUACAGAAAAAGAAAACAAGAAAAUUCUCAAUGUUAAUGGUUACUGAUUUUAAUUAUUAAAAAAAAUAUAUAUAAAAAAGUUAGUUACAAGAAGUAUUCAUAUCGCUUUAGUUUUGUUAAGUACCUAUAUGCAUAGUUAAACCUGAUAAGGAGGAUGAAGCAAGUCAGUUAGCCCAUCGUGACGUAUUCAACUAAAAAUCAAUUACAAUAGUUUUCAGGGGAGGUGGACCUGAUAGGGUAUAUUAUUAACAAUGGGGUUGCUAAUCCCCAUUACUAACAAUCUCUUCUCCCCCCAAUUGCCUCGGGUUGGGUGUUCUGAAUUGUGCCUCUAGAUAUUUAUAUUUGUCGCAUGAUCUAAACAUUAGAGUGUCUUAGCUAAAAGUUCAGAGAAGUUAGUGUUAUUGUGUUACUUCACACUUAUUAUUUAUUAUUAUCGUGUAAUAAACACACAAAAAUACAAAGGAUUUGACUCUUUUUUUUUCUGAAAUCUCUCAAAAAACCGGUAUAAAGAAUACCAUGGUGAUUGACAAUGAAUACUAUGCAAACGUUCUAAGAGAGGACGUGUUAUUUCGUUUUAUGUACAAUUCUAUUCAGCUGGAGUUCCACAAAAUGUCCUCAGACGAUCUUUUUUAUGGCUCGAACAUUUUAACAUCGUAUAUCUAAGGAAAAGUAGCUAUAACACUUUAUAUAUUGGCCUUUGUUCUCGAAAAAGAAAUAAAAAAAUAAAAUAUAUUUACAACAGUAAUCCUUCCCGAAUUAGGUAGUUCGGAGCAUUUUAAUAUAAUAAAAAUGAAAUAGUGAUCUCGCCUGCUCUAUUGGUAUAUACUGACGGGGUGCAUGUAAUAGGUGAGGAUAAAGUCAGGUCAGAUGGUCUAUCAGGACUGGUUUAUCAGAAAUAAACCACGAUAGUUUCCAAUUUACUCCAGUCGAAUCCAAGUUUUUAAUGGUGGCUGGAUUAGAACAUAGGACCUUGAGGUAAGUUCGGAUAAUAUUUCUAAGCAACGAUGAUCUCAAAUCUUAAAUUAAAGAACUGAAUAAUUUACUUUUAAUAAACUCAUUAAUUAACAAAAUUUGUGCUUCGUCUGCAAUGCAGUAUUAAAUAGCUUAAAUAAGUUCGACCUCUGCUUAAUCUAUUUUAAAUGAGGCAUUGAAUUCGACACGUAGAUAGAAGAGUGUGUCAUUAGUAUUGACAUUAUUUGAAGGUCAAGUUGAAUAUUAUAUGAUAUAACGGAUUUUUUAUUAUAGAAAAAUGGUGCCAAUCAAGCAUACGGUUAACCUGAUUCGAACGUCGCCAUAGUCAAAUAUCGCAGACAAUAUUAAGUUAUUAAGAGGAGAAGGGAAGGGAGGUUAUUAAUGAUGAGGGUCUAAUGACGUCUAUCUAGUAACCUUCACAUGUUCAUUCCUGGUUCAACAUGAUUAUUUUCUUGUGAAUUUGCCACAGUAAGCCAACCUCACUUAUUAUCUCAGACUAAUAUCUCCCUAGAGUAAACUUGUGUAAACUUAUUACACACAGAGACGGGAUUGCUAUUCCCCUUUCAUUAAUUAAAGAAAAAUAACAGCGCAUAAUAAAAAAAACCUUAAGUUAUGCACCUCCGAAUGAAAUAUAAAAAAUUAAACUCGCUAAAUUUUACUUACUUUCCUUCUUUUAUCUUUCAACUUUUUUCAUUUUUAAAACAUUUUCAACGUAAAUUUUAUUUAAUUAUAGUAACUUGACACUGAUUUAGUGUUGAUGAUUUAAUGCUAUAUAAUUAUAUAGUUUUAUAGAACAUGUAGUUCAUAAAUAAUUACCUAUCUCACGCUAAGUCCCUGACCGGUUAGAACAGAAGGAAGGUUUUUAUCUUGUAUAAGUAUUAAUAUCUACUACACUUCUUGUGAGUAGGUACUAUGGACGUUUUUUAUCCCUCUUUGAGCUGAUAGUAUUCUUUUCUAUCACAGAUAUGACUCAAAUAAGACUGUUCAUAAAUUAAAGAUUGUAUCCUACAAAAAAUCGACUUUAAUUGUGACAAAACAAGUUAUUUUGUUCUAAAAAUUAAACUACCAAAUCGAUUUUGGGAAAAUUUCUAUGAAACCAAUCUAUAAGUCUAUCCUUUCAGAUAAAUAAUUCUCCAAAAGAAUCGUCCAAAUUGAUUUUGAACUGACGGAGUUAAAAGGUAACAAACAUAAAAAAAAAAUACAACCGAAUUGAGAACCUCAUUCUUUUUGAUGUUUUUGAAAAAGGAAUGUACAAUCUUAAGUAAAUGAAUUUUUAGUUAUUAUUAAAAGUUUACAAUUUUAUCUACUCGCUUACAAUCAAAUAAAAUACGUUCAAUUGUCAAAACUGGUUAGAAUACGAAUAUUAAAAGGUACUAAUUUGUGGAAAAAACAUAGUAUAUUUAUACAUAUAAUGCAAAUGUAUUCGUUUUAUAAAUUUAAUGCUUUUGUAGUCGGGAACAGCUCUAUUAUUACUUUUGUUGUUUUGUAAAUACAGGCUUUUAAUUAAUAUGUCUAUUUAAGGUAACAUUUACCUUUAUAAUGAUAAAAGGAUUAACGAAAAAACUCAAUUGAUAUAAAGUGUUAUUAAUGUAAAUAUUACUGUAUUUUCCUGUAGUAUAUUGCAAGCACGUACAAAAACUAUGAGAUUUAUUCGAAUAUUUAAAAUAAUAUAGUGAUAAUAAUAUUGCUCAUUUUAAUAAAUAUUACAUUACUAUUAAAAACAAGAACAUAUGUUUUAACAUCAUUUCAAUUAAAUAUAUGUGUGGCAAAAACAUAUUUUAGUUUUGCAAAAAAUUAUAAACGUCAUAAUGUAGUAUUAUAAUAUAUAACUUAAAAAUAAUAUAAAUUUUUCCAAGAAAUCUAAUAGUUUAUGUAUGUGCUCUAGUGCUACUGCCAUUUUCGGUAGCUAAUUUAUUAAUAUAUGUAAAAAUUGUAAGUUAAUUCUGUUAUUAUAUUUCUGUAAUAUAUUAAAAAUAACGCAUCAUGUAGAUAUCAAACUAUUUUGUGUUCUAUAUAAUUGAAACAAAGAUGAAAGUUGUAAUUACAUCGUAAGUAUUAUGAUAAAAUUUUUAAAUGCCUAAUUUUUGAUACUGUUUUUAAUUGCUGUAUGCUUGAUGAUUUUAAAGAAAAGGCCACUGUCACCCCACAACUUAAAUAUGUUAUAUAUACCCAGUAAUAUAUAUUUAGUUAUGAUAAAUAACAGAAUGACGGCUCAGUUAUAUGUUUUUCUGCAACAUAUCAAUAAAAAAUAUCAUUGUGUAGAAAAUUAUUUUAUAUAUGUUACAAAAACUACUUUUUAAAUUAAGAUCUUAAGAUUUCAUCUUAGAGCAUAUCAAAUAAGGGGUAUAUACUUAUGUUAGAAAAUUAAUUAUAUAUUUAAAUUAUAAAAAAAAAAGAAAAAUAAUCGCAGUCAGUUUCGAAAUUAUACGGAACAGCCUUUUACUCGCAACGUCAUCCAUGUGAUUGGAGUAUGUACAAUAACAGGAUAAAAAGUAGCCUAUUUCUUUCUCUUUUCUUAUAGUAUAUGCAUACUAAAUUUUAUAGUGAUAUAUAUUAGUUCGUCUGCUACGUCGCUAAGAGGUAACUUCAAAAAGUUAGGAGUGCUCAAUAGGGUGAGACGGUAUUUCAUGCCGGAACACCGCCUGAAAUUAUAUAAAGCUCAGGCCGCAUAUGGAAUUCCGUCCUCAUCUGUAGGCAGGAGCGCCACAGUACCAACUCCUUCCGUUAGACCGCAUUCAAAGUCGGGCAGCUCGAAUUAUUGAUAGUCAACGCCUUACUGUCCGACUUGACCCAUUGAAGCUGCGCAGAGAUGUUGCAUCUCUGUGCAUCUUCUACCGAAUUUAUCAUGGGGAGUGUCCUGAGGAAUUGUUCGGAUUGAUACCUGCUGCUGAUUUUGACUACCGUACAACCCGCCACAAACUAAAGUUUCAUCCCAAUCAUCUGGACGAGUGGUGGUCUUCCACCGUGCGUUUUUAAGGCACUUUCUUCCACGCACAACCAUUCUUUGGAAUCAACUUCCAGCAGCAGUAUUUCCGAACGGAUACGACAACAUAACCUUCAAGAAAAGAGUGUAUUCCUUUUUAAAAGGCCGGCAGCACACCUGCAAUGCCGUUGGUGUUGUGGGUGAUCAUGGGCGGCGGUAGUUACUUACCAUCAGGUGAGCCGCAUGCUCGUUUGCCCCCUGUGUUGUAAAAAAAAAACUUAAUUUCACAAAGAUAUGCAGCGACACAUAUUAAAAGAACACUAGCAUAAUAAAUAGACAGAUUUAUGUAUAAAUGAUUCUAUUAUCCUCUUAUAAAAUCUCGAUUAUUUUUUUAGACAUACCAUACAUUUAAGCCAAUAUAUUUAAUAUAUACUUCCUUACCUUAUACAUAUAACCAACGAACUAAAACCAAAGAUUUGAAAUUGAUUUUAGUAUUUUUUUUUUUAUUAUAGAUAAUUUUCAAUCUUAAAUUGAGCAAAAUUUUCCGCUAUUCGAUUUUCAAAAGUUACAUCUUCCCAUAGUAAAACAUGUAAUUAACUUUUUUUUUAUGAAUAAGGAAUUAAUUAAGGUAUUUAGGUAAAGAGAUUAAUUAAUUAUACCGUAUUAUUCUUGGAAAAAUUGUAACUAUUUUAUGUAAUUCAAAGUAUUUCACCUUGAGUAGGAUCCAGUUACCUAUUAUGUAUUCGGUAAAGGAGAACUUCUAUUAAUAACAGCCCUUAUUAUAUGCUCUAAGGCUUUCAUUAAUUAAUGACGUGAUGAAAGUAAAAUAUUCAAAUGGUUAUUACUCGCAUAAAAGUAAUUAAGUUUUAUAUAAUUAUUACACGGUUGCCUCAUAAAUACGAAGAUUAUCCUAACUUACUAUGAUAAUGUGUCAUUAUUUAAAAAAAAAAUCAAUACUUUUUUUAUUUUCUUAUACAUAUUAGCCGUAAACUGUCCACUGCUGGACAUAUGCCUCCUCCAUAAGGGGGGGUUUUGCCAGUAGUCGUCACACUUAGCAGGCAGAUUGGCAACCGUACUUAGGCUUUGGCGAUGUUUUAAUAGUCGCACUGCUGCCCAUCCAUUAAAUUCUCUUAGCCGCCUCUUAAGACACCCACGCGACAGGAAGGAGUGGACUUUUCUAUGCCGGGACCGCACGGCAAAAAUAUUUUAUACAGCUCGUUAAAAUCAUUCAUAGUCUUGUGUAUAAGAAUGAAACCUUUGUUAUACAAACAUUAUACUCUGUUAGAAUAUUUGUUUUAAUCGAAAAUAGGUUGCGACUUUUAUAUUUAAUUAGUUUGGCUUUAGAGUUUAAUUUUCCAUAACCACCACAUUAUAUAUUAAAAUUAUAAUGAGAGACCAAACAUCUAAAGUGAAAGUAAUAAAUCCUAUACUGUCCGUAAUAAACUCUUUUAAAACUAUAAUCAUUAUGUAUUAUAUAUAUUAUAUAUGUGUAAAAAAAUGUUUAUAAUUUUAUUUAUUAAAAAUAUCAAACAGAUGUCACAAUAAAUCUUAUAUAUCAAAUAUAUAUCAGAUGCAGUAUUAAGAAUUAUUAUUGUGCUUCUUGAUUGUUCUUCAUCCACAGAUAAUUUACAGCUUAUUACAGCAUUAGUAAUGUACCAUCUAAUGUUUUCAGUGGACUUUUUAAGUAGAUAAUAGAUAACUAAUUACAUUCAAUCAUCUGUGUCAAGUUUUACAUAAUAUAAAAGAGCAUUGUAAUUUUUCAUUGUUGAAGAAAACGACGCUAGGUAAAUUUUAUUG
This is a messenger RNA of Galleria mellonella (greater wax moth), 9286 nucleotides long. Its product is annotated as collagen alpha-1(I) chain-like. NCBI's taxonomy places the organism in Eukaryota, Metazoa, Arthropoda, Insecta, Lepidoptera, Pyralidae. The record is from RefSeq and is a predicted model, not a curated record.